This is a messenger RNA of Scatophagus argus, 2078 nucleotides long. RefSeq names its product synaptosome associated protein 29 (gene snap29). The transcript is spliced from 7 exons. Lineage: Eukaryota; Metazoa; Chordata; Actinopteri; Scatophagidae. Gene Ontology annotation, cellular component: plasma membrane; SNARE complex. The coding region runs from base 227 to 1006 and encodes 259 amino acids. Gene Ontology annotation, biological process: synaptic vesicle priming; exocytosis; synaptic vesicle fusion to presynaptic active zone membrane. The record is from RefSeq and is a predicted model, not a curated record. Gene Ontology annotation, molecular function: SNAP receptor activity; syntaxin binding.
AUCAAACGAGCUCAAUUCAACAAGCAGAGGAAACAAGCAGGCAGCAGCAGCUGGCGCUGGCAAAACCGCAGUACGGCACCUCAGCAGGGACAAUCCUCCUAACGAGGCCUUUCGGAUUAGCCGUUGGAACAACGUGCGGCAACGUCACCAUACGUGACAGGAAGUAUCCUGUGGCUAACAGUCAGCUGAUAGAGUAGCAACAACGUCUACAGUCCUGCGGUCAAAGAUGGCCUACCCUAGAUCCCACAACCCGUUUGCAGAUGAUGAUGAGGAAGAUUUUAAGCCUAAAAGUAGGGGUUUUGACGAUGACCUUAAUGACAGUGGGAUGAGUGAUGCAGAGAGGAGGCAGAGGUACCUCCAGCAGGAAGUGAUGCGUACAGCUCAGUCUGCUGUGGACAGCAGUUACCGUUCCCUCGGCCUCAUCGCUGAAUCAGAGAAGAUGGGUGUGGAAACUGCUGAGGAGCUGAUGCGACAGGGUGAGGCUCUGAAGAGGACAGACAAGAUGUUGGACAACAUGGAUCAGGACCUGAAGACCAGUCAGAGGCACAUUACCAGUAUUAAGAGUGUGUGGGGCGGCCUUGUCAAUUACUUCAAGAGCAAGCCAGAGACAAAACCACCACCUGAGCAGCCAAAAGCUUACCAGGCCAGUGACAAAUUAGAGAACGCCCUGUCCAGCAGCAGAGCACAUGAAGAUAAGUACCAAGCCAGCCACCCCAACCUAAGAAAGCUGGAUACAGGAGGAUUUGGAGCUGCUGCGUCACUAGAUGACAGCUCAUCUAGACAGAAUGGACACCCACAGAACAGACACCUCAGAGAGGCUCACCAGACCCUUGACAGAAAUUUAGAUGAUAUGUGCGAUGGUUUAAGCAGGCUGAGGAACCUUGGGCUUGGUCUCCAGUCUGAGAUUGAAAACCAAGACGACUCCAUUCAUUCUCUGCUGAAUAAAGUGGACAAAAUGGAUCUCAAGAUCCACAACACAAACCAACAGAUUAAAAACCUCAAAUAAAACCAACACUUGACUCGCCUUACAGAGACAAAAGACAACAAGUCAUCCUGUCACGUGACUCUACAUCCUGGCCUCUGUUGAAUAAACUGUGUGCUUUGUUUCUGUUUAGUUUUUUAUGGAUGGUUUUAUGGAACACGUGAUUCUAAAAGAGAAGCAAGUGAACCUAUUUUUAGUUGUAUUAUCUGCACCUUUGCUGAAAUGUAAUAUCCCAUUCAUUUCCUGUUCAGGUUUGCUGUUCAAUUGAAGUGUGCGGAGAAAUCCCUCCUGCCCCUGCACUGAUUUAUUUUGUUGUGUGCUUCGAAGGGAAAUCUCUGCUCCAUGUGUGUGUUAGAUUUAAGAGACCGUCUCUGCGCAAGUGAAAGGUGUUUGUUAUGUCUUCCAACUCCACUUCACUUCUGUCUGAAUGUAGUCGAUUGAAUUAGCAGUUUUUUAAUCGCCAGAGACAUACAAAUACAGAAACAUGUGGAUGGGUUGACAAAUGAUUAAUAAUUCAUUCAUUAUUGAUUAAAUAGACAAGAACUGACCAUGUCUAAAACUGGAAUAUUUUGUGUCUAUGUUUCACAUGUCAGUGCUUAAUAAUUCCUGCCUUCAUGUAUGUGCAAAAACUCUUUAGAUGUCUGUUCACAUCACUUUUGCCUUACAGAUCAUCUGUAUGUACACCAGACUAGAUUUUGCUGUUGUGGCAUGAUUCUGUGUGCAUUAGUAUUUCUAACCAUGAGGUGCUUCAUUUUGUUUGAUUUAUGUAUGUUCAUGUUUUUCAGUGCUCUCAUUUGCUUUAUAUAAAUUCUUUAUAUUGAUAAAUCUUGUUUUGAAUGCUGCAGAAUAUGAUUGACCAAGUUAUUGCACAGCAAAAACAAUGUGAACAAGAUGGCUGUGAAUAUAGGAACUUAAAACUGAAGGAAUAUUCCCAUUGCCAUAAUCUCAUAUCUUGUUUGGGCCACAUUUAUGAGCAGAUGAAACACUUCUAGUUUUUUAUGAUGUUAAAACAAAACGUUAUUCUGAUAAACGGUCAAGUUUCAUUUUUUCCAUGCAUAUCAAAACUAUAUAACCAAUAAAAUCAUUAGUAAAUGGA